GGUAAUAAAAAACCGCCUCCGAGCGGUCGGUAGACUCGAGUACGAACGCGUUUAAAUUAUACUGGCACGUCGAUUGAGAGACAUCGAAGGAAGCAUAACGGUCUCAUCAUGGCUCCUGUGAAUGGUGGAAGCAUUUUGAAAUUCGCCAAAAUAUCAGAUAAAGCUUUCGCACCUACGAAAGGUUCAGCUUUAGCGGCUGGAUACGACUUGCGAAGCGCUUAUGAGUGCGUUAUACCGGCUCGAGACAGAGGUUUGGUGAAAACGGAUAUACAAGUGCAACUUCCACCUGGUACUUAUGGCAGAAUAGCUCCAAGAUCUGGUUUAGCAUUGAAAAAUUUCAUAGAUGUUGGUGCGGGCGUCAUCGAUGCGGACUAUCGCGAAGAAAACGUAUGGAAGCUGUGCCAGGACGUCGCUACCAAACACGGAUCGGAAUUGCAACAUUGUCACGUUGCCUUUAUAAGCAAUUCUCGACGUAGCGUUCCGCUUUGGCGUCAACGAGCUGGAAAAGACGAGGACAAGCUCGUGGUUUGGGAUUAUCACGUUAUCCUCAUUUACGCGCCCGACGAGAGAGCCGUGGUUUACGAUUUGGAUAGCGCUUUACCGUUCCCAACGCAUUUUUGGAAAUACGCUACGGAGACGUUCAGAUCGGACGAGGCCCUGCGACCGGAAUAUCACAGAAGAUUCCGAUUGGUUCCCGCCAGUCUCUAUUUGCAACAGUUUGCCUCGAAUCGGCAACACAUGAAACGCGAGGACGGCACGUGGAUCAAAACGCCGCCCGAUUAUCCUCCGAUUUCAACGCCAACGUGCAAAGACAAUUUGGAUUCGUUUAUCAACAUGGACCCGAGUACCGGAUUAGGAACCGUCAUGAGCCUGAAACAGCUAGUGAACAGAUUCUAUAGGCCGAACGUUAACACACCGGCAUCGCCCUCACCUCAGACGCAAGCAACUCCGACUUAAAAACGAACGACCUCGAGAACGAGUACUUACGCGUGCUCGAAGCCUUUUGCUUCCCUUGAAAAAAAAAAAGAAAGAAAGAAAGAAAGAAAAAUUUACAAAAUCAUUAUUAUAUCGUGUGGCCUAAGAGAGAGAGAAUCGAUAGGUGCUCGUCGUAUGUCGUAUCUACGACUCUCCUCCCGUCGAGGGGUUCGAUACACCUUUCGAGAUACAUACCCACAAGCGUCUCGUUGUACAUAGGUCGCGCGUCUUGUCUUCUUGUGUCCUCUUCUCGUGUGGCAACGCACACGAGCAGAAAAGUAUAUAUAACAGCGAAACGAGUCGAGUCGCGAUACGAGUUCUCGUAGUUCGCGAUGAUCCUAUCGGAUAUUCGUUCGCUUUGUCAAACAUAUCGAGGAACGUACGAAAUACGCGCAAGGUAAGAUAUUUUUUAUUUUAUUCCGUUAGUAAUGUAAUAAUGAUAAUGAUAAUGAUAAUGAUAAUAACGCGGAGGAUCCUCGUUGGUCCUCUGCGUUCGUUAAAAGUACGACGGGACACUUUUCUUUUCUAUCCACGUGUUUCUGUCCUUCACGGAAAAUCAAACUACGAGGUCGCCGUUGCUCGAAAAAAAAAGGAAAAGAAGAAGAAGGUAAUUUGGUGGCUCCUUUAUACGCACACAUUUGUCAGUGAUUUAUUCGUCGGUAAGUACUACGACCAUCGUAUAUUUUAGGAAGGAUUCUUCGUAACGUUUCUCUACUCUUUUUCGAGGGUAUAUUUUCAUCUUUCUCUUUCUAAAUAUUUCUACUCGAGCCUUCUACCCCGUUCUCUAUCGCGCACAAUGUUACGACAUUUGACCACGCAUCAAAAACUUAAGUCGCCUUUUAUAAGUGUUCUCGUCUACGGAAAAAAGAGGAAAAAUAAAAACGUUUGAUGAUUAUACACACGUACGCGCGCAUAUAUAUAUAUAUAUAUAUAUAAAUAUACAAACACAGAGAGACAUAUAUAUAUGGGUGCGCAUGUAUGUAUAAAAGAAGAUCUUUCUAACUCAGCUUUACUCUUUAUCAGUGGUAUUAUUAUACUUAUUGUGUCAAAGACUGAUGUAUUUACGGGAGAAUCCCAAACACGAAGAAAAUCCCUUUGGUGAUAUUCGUUGGCGCGUGUUCGUUGCACGAACGCGAUUAAAGCGCUUAUAAUUAAUGUGUGAUCGAUAAUGUAAGAAGCAACGUCUUACUCUCUUGCGAGAUAAUUGUAAUUAUAAACGAUUAUUAUAAUCCUUGUGAUACUUUACACUUUCUACUUUGAAUACUUACGCUGUACUUAUCUACCGUCGUUUGUACUAUAUGCCAGAGAUUCUUAAAAUUCUUACGAACCAUGCGUUUGCUCGUCGAUGAAGAUUAACCCGGCAUGAUAUCGAAUACAUAUAUCGAGUAAUCGGUAGAAACAAAAAAAAAGAGAGAGAGAGAAGCACCCCGUUCGAAUCAACGAAUUUAUAAAUUCUUUUUUUUUUCGAAGCGACGCGAAUUAUCCUCGGACAACGAAGGAACUUUAAACAAAUAUCUAUAUAUCUCGUUCCGCGUUAAUCGUUAAAUCGAUUCGAUUCAUUCGAACUUUUUUUUUGCGAUCAUUAGAAUCCAAUUAGAAUCUAAAAAUAUUGCCAUGAUUUCAUCGCGAAGACGUCGCUUAUCUCUAUGUAAGUAGAUACAUGGAUAUAAAUAAUCCGGAAGAACUUCAUCGGCGAACGGCGGAUUAGGAAAAAGUAUUCAUUUUCUCGUGUAUAACGUUCGCGAGUCGACAACCUCGAGAGAGUUCGUCCACUCUUUGCCUUCCAAAAAUUCUUACUCGCUCGCUUUAUUCUCCUUCAUCUCGACAAUGUCUUUGAUCUCUUCGACUCUUUUACAUUACAUAUAUACAUAUAUAUAUAUCAUGUUACACUACGACCAAACGAGCAGGAAAAAAAUAUAUCCUGCUUAUCGAAGCGUAUUUUCGAUGUAGUCAAAGGGUAUUUGCGAUAAAAAAAAAAGAAAAAAAAAACAACAACAAAAAAAACAAAAAGUAAAAAAAAAACACAACAAAAAAAGGUCAUUCCUUUUCUCUUCUUCUUGUUAAUACGUACCAAAAGAAUUUAUUGCCUUUAUACGAAAUGUCGGGCACCGUGUUACGCACUUCGGUGAUGUGUAGUACCGAGCUCUUUAUAUACAUUAUAAUAAAAUUGUUACACUUGUCGAGACAAACAAGAUGAAAAUACAGAAAAAAGA
Messenger RNA from Vespula vulgaris, 3188 nucleotides. Its product is annotated as protein N-terminal glutamine amidohydrolase-like. The record is from RefSeq and is a predicted model, not a curated record. Lineage: Eukaryota; Metazoa; Arthropoda; Insecta; Hymenoptera; Vespidae. The coding region runs from base 109 to 957 and encodes 282 amino acids. Gene Ontology annotation, cellular component: nucleus; cytosol. The transcript is spliced from 5 exons. Gene Ontology annotation, molecular function: protein-N-terminal glutamine amidohydrolase activity; protein-N-terminal asparagine amidohydrolase activity.